UCACACCACCGUCGACAUACUGCCUGCUGGGAUGAAGCUCGCCACCGGAGAACCACAGAGAUUGUUACAAAUCUGAGAUCACUCACAAUCUCGGCGAUAACUCGUCGAAACGAGCCGUUGCUGAUCAUUAGUUUCUAGGAAAACGGAGGAAAGAGGCGCGCUGCCAAAAUGAUGGAAGAAAUAGAUAGAUUUCAAGUGCCGAGUGCCGUUCAAGAGGCGGAGAUGCAGGCUGAGAUGCAGCCGCUGGACCCGGCCUCAUCCACAGCUUCAGAGGCAGACUCCGACACCAGAGAGGGGGAACCUGUCACUAUCAACUACAAGCCCUCACCCCUGCAGAUGAAAAUAGAGAAACAGAGAGAGCUGGCUAGGAAGGGAUCAUUGAAGAAUGGCAAUGUUGUAGGUAGUCCAGUCAACCAGCAGCCCAAGAAGAACAAUGUCAUGGCCAGAACACGGUUGGUAGUGCCCAAUAAAGGCUAUUCGUCUUUAGACCAGAGCCCAGAUGAGAAGCCCCUGGUCGCUCUAGACACAGACAGUGACGAUGAUUUUGACAUGUCUAGAUACUCCUCAUCAGGAUACUCCUCUGCUGAGCAAAUCAAUCAGGAUCUGAACAUCCAGCUGCUGAAAGAUGGCUACCGCCUAGACGAGAUCCCGGACGACGAGGACCUGGAUCUGAUCCCGCCCAAAUCCGUCAACCCCACCUGCAUGUGCUGCCAGGCGACCUCCUCCACCACCUGUCAAAUACAGUAACCCCCACCCCUCUGACCUUUAACCCCUUCCCAUUUCCACACAAUAUAACCCCCAAUCUUCAUCUGCUGUGAGUUUACUUCGCCGCCACAGUGGUGACAGUGAAGCAUUGGUAGAGUAUUGUAAUGACAGUUAAGUGCUAUGAUGAUAAUGACAAUGAGAAAUAAUCAAAUUAACAUAUAGAGUAUUUGGUAUAAAUCUAGGAGAAGGAAGGCAAUUGAAAAAUAUUCGAUAUGUAUUUAAAUAUGAGUAAAAGUGUUGGUUUCCUCCUAUGGUAGGACGUGCACUUGCGUUUGAGAGCCCUUCUCCUGGUGAUGUAACAUAACACACUGAUAUUAGUGGACAGAAAACAGAAUUGAUGCUAUAAAGUGAACUCCAUUUUUCUGAAAAAUAAGAAACAUCAUAACUGCUGACUCAACUGUUCUGCUUACCUUACAGAAUUCUGGGUUGCAUUUUCUAGUUUUUUUUUAUUAGUUAGUUUUUAUUUAAUUGCUUACUUUUUUUAAGCCUGGGGGAUAAGUAUGAUUGUAUGUGGAGAUAUAUUUUAGAAGUGUGGACUGCGGUCUUGGUAUCCCUAAAAAGAGGAUGUCUGUCCCCGUAUUCAUUGUACUGUACAGGGUUGUAAUGUAGCACAGGCCAGGUCAUUGCACUCAUUCACACCACCCUCAACACAUUUGCUUUCUUUGCCCUACUGGCUUGAGAUGUUUCAGUACAGAGUUUAGGGAUGAAUGUAUGAACACGAAUGGCUGAGGAACAAACUGCAUGAAGAGCACUGGACUGAAUAACUGAAUGGUAAAUAAUAAGGAAGUAGCUUGUUGCACAUUUGAUUUUUGCCCUUGUGCAAUCACAUGCUACUGUUGUGGCACUAGCUUGACUUGUAUUAUUUUGAAUUUGCACAUUUUUUAUUGUUAUUUUUGGGCCACAUCUGUGUACUCUUUCCUGCAUAGCAGUGACAGUGUCUUAUCUGAAAUGAACUGUGUCAAAAGGGAAGAUUACAUAUCGUUGCAACAACACAUGAUGCUCACAUGAUGUCAUCAAGGCCAAAGGGACGGUGGGGGGCCUUUAGAUAGAUUUUUCAGCACACACUGCUGUGUUAACCCCCCCAGUAUAUCUUUUCUCGAUCACUGGACACGCCUUCCUACCCAUUUCUGUUUUCACACCACAGAUUAUCAGGUGAGCACACAGGUCCAGACAGCAGAAAGAUCAACCUUUUCUCAUCUUUCACACAAUGCACACAAACAAACACACAAAAACACACACACACACACACACACACACACACACACACACACACACACACACACUCACAGAGUAAGAUGGCAUCUGUUUUGUCUCUUUUGACUAAUGGGUUGGAAAUUGUUUUGUAAUUGGAGCAUCAAGGAUCAUUGACUUGGAGCACUAAUAUCUUUCAUUUAUGACAUUCUCCCUCCCUUAAAUCAGUUGAUAAUUUUCAAUUAGAGUAUGCCUUAAGUACAGAGAAGUUUAAAAGAUGUGUCUAUUUAUUACCAUCUUCAUCAUUUAGUUUAUUUGAAUAGCAUUUGCUGUCUAUGAAGUUGUGGUUUUUCUUUUCUUUUUACAUAGACACGGGUGAUAAUUGUUUUUCUUUGGUUUUCCUUUUUUUAAAAUAAUUUUCUUGUAAUGUAAACACUUCCAUUACAGUAUUUAACAAUGUUAUUGUUAUGUGCGGUGUAUGAAAACAAUAAAUAAACACAAAGCUAAUGGAGCA
Messenger RNA from Centropristis striata (black sea bass), 2470 nucleotides. RefSeq names its product family with sequence similarity 219 member Ab (gene fam219ab). The coding region runs from base 169 to 747 and encodes 192 amino acids. The record is from RefSeq and is a predicted model, not a curated record. NCBI's taxonomy places the organism in Eukaryota, Metazoa, Chordata, Actinopteri, Perciformes, Serranidae. The transcript is spliced from 6 exons.